AUGAUUUUGCUCUUCGUCUUCACAGGCAGCGAGCGUGAGUCCGGGUCGACUUCUCAGGUAGAGUCGGCAGGGCGAAAGCGGAGAGUGGAGUUGGAGACGGUGGUGAAAGGCGGUAGCGAUGUAUUGCAGCGGUUGCGCGUGCAGAAAGAUGCCAUAGUGGGUCCCACCCCGAGGAUUGCGCCACCGUCGCUCGCACCGUCUACGGUCGUCCGCUCUCCGUCGUCCUUGGCAUGGUUGACCUCGUACUCGUCUAACACUGGCAUUGCAGGUCAGAUUUCCUUAUUUCCCCUUCCCCUCCCAAAAGUUGGCGUCGGCUUUAUUCCUUAG
Messenger RNA from Echinococcus granulosus, 327 nucleotides. RefSeq lists its product as hypothetical. The record is from RefSeq and is a predicted model, not a curated record. The coding region runs from base 1 to 327 and encodes 108 amino acids. The transcript has 2 exons. NCBI's taxonomy places the organism in Eukaryota, Metazoa, Platyhelminthes, Cestoda, Cyclophyllidea, Taeniidae.